This is a messenger RNA of Dermacentor albipictus, 2372 nucleotides long. RefSeq lists its product as uncharacterized. The record is from RefSeq and is a predicted model, not a curated record. Lineage: Eukaryota; Metazoa; Arthropoda; Arachnida; Ixodida; Ixodidae.
UCGCACGAGAGGUGACUCCUCGCGACAUUUUUGGACGCCUGGUAUUCGACACGAGCCUGGUACACGUCUCGGCCCGAAAGCCUUCGCGGAAGCCAGUGGCGUCAAAUACGCUGACCUGCGAGCACCCUGGUGCCAUCGCGACGAGAGGCACAACAAGCCGGACUGUAGAGCCGUACGGUAACUCUGGCCAUAUCAGACUGCUGACGAAGCGAUUUAACCGACGUCACUCCGAAAGGCGCUUGACCUGCGCCUGGGAGACCAUGUUCAAGAGGGUGAAGUCGUGGUACCGCGUCUCGCCUAAACGCGAAGACAGCGACCUCGACGAGCACAGCAGGGACAAAUACCGAAGGAAAAGUAGGGCCCAACGGAAGCAAUCGCAGCUGCCUUCUCGACCUGCUUCCCGGCCUUCCUUGGCGCGAGGCUCGGUGGCACCCUCACGCGCCUCCUCGCUGCCGCGAGCCGCGGCUAAAUCGGCCCCCGAUAUAGCCGCCACCGUGGCUGCCCCCGAACAGCUCGAAGAUGAACAGAAGAGCGUGCUGGACGGGAACCCAAACAACCUGGACGCGGACAAGUUGCCGCCGCCGAUGCAGUACCGGUUCUACCGCCAUCUGGCGGCCGCCAACGAACGCGACCGCCCCGACGCCUUCCCGGGUUCCCUGGCCAAGUUCUUCUUCUUCAUGUCCGCCGCGAUGCUCACCAUUGUCCUCGUCACCGUGCUCCUGUUGCAGUACUUCGGCAUGGUCAUUAUAGCAACGCCACCCGAGGAGGACACGGGCGCGCCCGGCGGGGACAUCGAGACCGAGCCCCCGGUGCCCAUCUACCGGAGAGCCACCACGCCCGGAGGCGGGGCACUGCCGGAGUCCGUGCAGAAGGCGGUGAACCCGAACGACCCGCGGUACACGGACCCCCACCACCGGACCGCAUGCGUGUUCCACGCCGGCGCCAAAGGGCUCACCGUGCACAAGAGGCGCAGCAGCAUCCGCUUCGAUGUCUCCCUGUUCCCGUUCGCUCUGUGCCGCGUGGCGCUUUUCUGCUGCCCUUCGCUGGCCGCCAACCUGGAGCCCGGGCCCGAGCACCCGGAGCAGCUGAUGCGCGGCUUCGUGGUGAGCGCGCAGGCCAACCGGUUCCUGCGAGCCCUCGUGAUGCUCGGCGACGGCUCGUCCACCAGCGAGCCGCAGUUCGAGGCCCUGCUUGACAAUCUGGAAGCGGGCACACUGGACGACGUCGUGGGAACCUGGUAUAAGGAGCGUGCGUACACUGGCGUGGUGCUCCGUUGGCCGGAGACCUCAUCGGCGGCUAGCUGGCAGCGCGUGCCCAAACUGCUCGCCUGGUUGAAGCAGAGGCUGUCGCAGUUAGUGGGCCUCACGCUGGGAGUGGCGCUGCGACAGGACGCCGUCGGGCCGGACUUGACUCAGCUGGCGGCCAGCCUGGGGCCUACCUCGCUCUUCCUCCUGCCACCCGACAUGCCGCCCAGCAAGUACCAGGGGACCACGAUCAGUUACUUCAGCGAGUCAACAUUGAACCAACUAUGGCAGCUCUACACCCGCUACUUUAUGCCUGGCGCUGGGAAGAGCUCCGGACUUGGUCAAAGCGCCUGUUACCUGCUGCCGGCCGACACUUAUACCUUUAAGGUGGCGCAAGUGGCCGACGACACGCCGGCACCCAGCGAGCAGUCCCUGGGUCCCGGAGUCGAGGGCAACGUCACCGGAGAGCCCGGACGCAUGGCCUACUUCGAGUCGUGCCAGCUCGUGGCCGCGUACGCCACGCUCGCGCUGAGCUUCGGCGUGGUCGCCGCGAAGCUGGACAGCUGGGUGUCGUACACGCAGCCCCGGCUUCUCGCGGCCUUCGUGGAGCGCCUGCACGAUAACGUGUCGGCCACCUGCGUGGGACUCUGGAACCCGCAGUGGGACGACUUCGGCGCUCUGUGCGGUUCCGAAAGCUACCCGCUUGCGCGAGCCGUGUUUCGGCACUUUAACGACACCCAUUGAGCCCGGGGGUGGGGGGAGGGGGCGUGCUGUGAUGAUGAUCUCUUCGACAUCGUUGCAGAGCUGGACCCCCCAUCGUGCGUGCAUGUGUCACACGCACAAGCGUGGUCUCGACGAGCGAUACGAGCCGAACGUGCGCGGACACUUCGACCGUCGCCUCGUGAUUGACUUUGGAAACGUGAACUUUGACUGAUCGACCAACGUAACUUGAGAUAUGAUUCACGUAACUGUUGAUAUCGCCGCUUUUAGUGACGCGUUAUGGCAGGCAGCCUACGGGCCUCCGACCAGGCAGUUGGUGUCUGCGUUUUUGAAGUAUAUGUUUUUAUAUGCUCCCUCAAACGGUAAAAAAGAAGACUCGAAAGAGAGAGAGAAAGUAAACAUGUAUGU